AUGUCUCUAAAUCUUCAAAAUCUGUAUCUGAGUUAUAUGAGUAAAAUGGAAAUGCAAUUUCAUAAAUAGAUAACGUAAUAGAGUUAAAAUUAAUAUCCUUACAAAUCGAACAAAUCCGUUAUAAAAAAACUUGCCAAAGCCAAUCUUUCAUAUUCCUCUUGUAUAUGGAAUGAUUAUAAGUAAACCUUAUAAGCUAUAAUUUCCUUUCUCUGUUUGAUUCAACAUUAUAUGUAUUAUAAAGGUUACCUUUUAUAUGCAGAAUCCAAUCUCGAUAUUGAGAUAUAUCUCAUCUUGACUUUUGUUGAAAAUUUGAUAAAAGCUAUAGAAGAUUUCUACGUGAACUGUAUUAUGUAACUAAACAAUCACAAUAAUUUCAUUCAAAUAUACUAGAAAAUAAAAAAAAAAGCUCCUGCUACUAAUUCAAAAUAUAGGUUAGAGUAGAUUGAGACUAAUGUGAUCGUUUAUUCAGUAUUUGAAUCCAAUAAAACCAUAUCAAAUAGGUAAAAUUUCAUUUGA
Molecule: messenger RNA, 516 nt
Organism: Paramecium tetraurelia
Lineage: Eukaryota; Ciliophora; Oligohymenophorea; Peniculida; Parameciidae
Exons: 1
Source: RefSeq, a predicted model, not a curated record